Nicotiana tabacum (common tobacco) is the source of this 882-nucleotide messenger RNA. RefSeq lists its product as uncharacterized. NCBI's taxonomy places the organism in Eukaryota, Viridiplantae, Streptophyta, Magnoliopsida, Solanales, Solanaceae. The record is from RefSeq and is a predicted model, not a curated record.
UAUACAAGGCAUUCAUCACCUUCAAAGAAAAAACAAGUAUACAGGGAGCAAAAUGGCCUGUUGGUCAGCUGAAAGUGCAACCAAAGCCUAUCUCAGAGCAAUACAAAUGGAAAAGAGAGCUAAAGAGCCAGAUGUAUCAGAAUUCAUCUCAGCACUUGCUGCAGGAAACAACUCGCAAUUGAUGGUUGUUGCAUGUGCUUGUGCAUCUGACUCCACCACACUAGCCCUAGUGGCUGCAGCCCAGCAAACUGGUGGCACAGUCAUUUGCAUCCUUAGUGGUGUUGACAAACUAAAUCCAUCACUAGAAUUUCUACACGAUAACGCGAGACAUGUUGAGUUUGUCAUUGGAGAUGCCAAAACUCUAGUAAUAAAUGACUACAGAAGAGCAGAUUGUAUAGUAAUUGACGGUAACAUCAACAACUGUAAAGGCAUUCUUAAAACAGCACGAAGAAUCGGGGAAAUUGCCAUCGUUAAUUUUGGGGUACAAUGCGUUGCGAAUGGGCUCAUGGAGAUGCCAAAGCCUUAAUGCUCAUUUGUUACCCAUAGGAGAAGGCUUAUUGGUUACUAGAAUGACGCAGAAAGGCAGUAGCUUUGGCGUUUCAGGGAAAAAGAGCCGCUGGAUUGUCAAAGUAGAUAAAUGCACAGGGGAAGAGCAUGUCUUCAGGGUCAGAUCUUCACAUGGAAGUCCUGUUGAAGCCUAGGUUUCGAUUUAGUGUUCUUUGAUAGAUUGUAGAAUACAAGAUUUUGAUUCUUUUUUUUCCUUAGCAGGUUAUGAAUUUGAACUGUAAAUAGAAGAGAUUUAAUCAUUUUAAGAGCAGUAUACACUUGGCCUAUUGCUAUUGCUGAUUCAUUGAGUAUUGUCAAGGUCAAAUUUUUGAGUUU